AUGUAAGAGACAUCUCAAUAGAAUGAAAUGAUUGUUUAAUUUUUUAUUGAAAAUGGUGGAAACUCUUUUUUGGUUGAAGGAUGGUGUUUAAUUUAAUUUUUUAAAUGGUUAAAAGAGUAAUACAUUACUAAAAUAAUUGAUGAUUUGGUUAAGAUCUGCUAUUGCAAUGAUGACAACAACAAGAAUAUUUUAAGAAGAAGUCAUAAUAAAAUAAAUAUAAAGUAUCUCAUAAUUUGUUAUUCUACAAUAAAAAUACAAAAAAAAGAAGUGAUUGGAUAGAUGAUUCAAAAUUAUAACUUAAAAAGAUUACAACAAAAUUUUUUAACUAACAAAACUUUUAAUUGGCAAUAGCACAAUAAGGAUUGCUACAAUUAGCAUUGUAAGAAAGAAUGAAUAAAACUGUAUCGCCUUUAUAUAAGAGAUAUCGUUAUUUAAGUGAAUAAAUUUAUGAUAGAGAACCAUAAGUCUUAUAGAGGAAAAUGAAAAAUGAUUCAGAUUUAUGUAAGUAAUAAAAAUCAAAGCUUAUAGAGAAUAAAUAACCUACAUCAACCAAUAAUCUUAAUUGAUCAAUCAUUUCAGUAUAUUCUAAAAAGGAAAAAGUAGAAUAAUUAUAAACACCAGAAGAAGCAGUUUUAAAUGAAAAUUAUGAAAUAAAUAUGAUGACAAAUGAUUAUUUGUAAAAAGAAAUUUUUAUUUCUCAAAUUAUUAUUACUAAUAAACUAUCAUCUGAGGAAAAGAAUUUUUAAUAACAAAUUUUAAAUACUUUAAAGAAUUUUCAUAAUAAAUCUAAAAAUAGAAGAAUUAGAUCUUUAUAAAUCACAAAAUUAUUAAAUUUCUAUAGAUAAUUGUCUUGA
Paramecium sonneborni is the source of this 854-nucleotide messenger RNA. NCBI's taxonomy places the organism in Eukaryota, Ciliophora, Oligohymenophorea, Peniculida, Parameciidae. The record is from the annotation of a GenBank genome assembly.